AUGCCGGCAGCAUCACCAUCUGUUCUUGACGCGCGCUCGUCGGCCUCGAGAGCGCGCCGCCGCAGCAGAUUCCAGCCGACUUGCGCCCGGCGUCGAAGCACCUGUCCGCUUGUGACGAGCCGCAACUGCGUGCCGCUGCCGCGAUUCCCAGACCAGCUACUACGACACUGCUUCCACACGUAUUUCGUCACCCAUCUGCCCUCGUCGUCGCUCCAUCCCGACUCACAUCGCACCAUAGGCCCCGGCCAUAAGCUGCCCCGCGAUGCCUCGACCCCCCAUACGCCGAGCUCUGGUCCGUCUCCCGCAGCCGUGUCCAUUCCAAACAUGCAGAGUCGGGACCUGACGGUGGUGCGCAUACCUCUGCGGAGGGCGAAACACCACUUUGGCUCCGCGACGGCUCGAGGAAGCAGACCCUACAACGAAGAUGCAGACCAGGCCGGUACCGUGGACAUACCUGCCUUCGCAAAGAGGGGUCCCUUGAGCGUGAGGCAAAAGCCAGGCGAGCCCACCCCGGCAGACAGCGUAUUGGGAGAUCCUCAAAUAUUCUACUUUGGCGUCUUUGACGGCCACGGCGGCACCCAGUGCUCUCACUUCCUACGAGACGAGCUACACGGAUACAUCGAGGAGGCGGCCCUUGAAUUCGGCCUGCAAAGUAGCCUCCGAAAAAGCAAGCCCGGCAGAGACCAGCCAAAGCCCACAGCCGGCGAAAGGCCGAUAUCAAACCAACAGGCACUCGACUCGGUUGACAUGAAAUCCGCCGAGGACGUCCAGCCCCAAAUGGACGUGCCCGAUCCGGAGAACCGCGCCUUCGUCGUCGACUCCCCGAACCACGAACCGGCCCUCCCCGACGCCAAAUCACCACCGGCCGAGUCGCAGAACAUGGACAAAGCCAUCAGCCUCGAGCGCGACCUCGUCAAGGCCUAUCGAAACGCCGUUGGCGGCUACUUUCGGCGCUUCAACCCGGAGCACUUCGACAUAUCCUCCGAGGCGGGCAAGCAGGCCUCCAUCACGGUCGAGUCCAGCCUCGCCUACGCCUUCCUCCGCGCCGACCUCGACUUUGUGUCGGCGCAAGCCCGCAAAGCCGACCCAGACGCCUCAGACCAGCCCCUCAACGACGACGAGAUCCUGGGCGCCCCCCACACGACGCCGUCAGGCCACGGCAUCGGCGGCACGACUCGCUUCAAGGGUGGCUCGACGGCCUCGGUGGCACUCAUAUCAACGCCCACGACGGCGCCGUUCUGGCACCCGGCCGCGCACUCGACCCUCGUGGCCGCGCACGUGGGCGACUCGCGCAUCCUGCUGUGCGAGACGGCCACCGGCCUCCCUCACCCCCUGACGUCGGACCACCACCCCACGACGCCCACGGAGAGCCGGCGCCUGCGCCGCUACGCGCCCGCCGGGUCCAUGGUCACGGGCGACUCCUUUGGCGAGGAGCGCAUCGCCGGGCUCGCAAACUCCCGCGCCUUCGGCGACAUCAGGUCCAAGCGUAUCGGAGUGUCUGCCGAGCCCGAGAUCACGCGCGUCGAGAUGGGCCCCGCCGAGUUCUCCUUCCUCGUCCUCAUGAGCGACGGCGUCUCGGGCACCCUGAGCGACCAGGAGAUUGUCGACAUCGUCAAGGAGGCCAGGACGCCCGACGACGGCGCCCGCAACAUCGUCGAGUACGCGACCGAGGUGUCCAAGGACGGCGACAACGCCACCUGCCAGGUCGUCCGGCUCGGCGGCUGGGAGAGACGGUCCGAGGGCGGCCUGGGCAGCAUGGGCACCAAGGAAAUCCGGGACAUCAGGAAGGCGGAGGCGCAGGAUCCGAGGAGGGGCAAGAGGUGA
Messenger RNA from Metarhizium album ARSEF 1941, 1824 nucleotides. Its product is annotated as Protein phosphatase 2C domain containing protein. The transcript has a single exon. The coding region runs from base 1 to 1824 and encodes 607 amino acids. Lineage: Eukaryota; Fungi; Ascomycota; Sordariomycetes; Hypocreales; Clavicipitaceae. Gene Ontology annotation, biological process: protein dephosphorylation. The record is from RefSeq and is a predicted model, not a curated record. Gene Ontology annotation, molecular function: cation binding; protein serine/threonine phosphatase activity.